AUGGAUAUGGUUGCAGCUGCAGCCUUAUCUAAAAUUACAAACACUCAAGUGAUAACAUAUAAUGAAUAUUUAUCACAAAAAGAAACAAAUCCUGACCAAACUUUUCAAUAUUUUGAUUGUAUAAAUUUCGCCAAUAUAUGUGAAUUCCUCAUAUAUCGGGAUGCAAUUUUUAUCUGUCAUCUUACAGUCAAAGAAAUGAACGAUCGCAAUCCAAAAUUAAACAUCAAAUUUUUUAAAUGUGUAGGAUGGAUGCGAUGGUAUCGAUUUAGAGCCAUUACUCUUCCCAGAUUUAUUUAUGAUGGAAUAUGGAAUAGGUCACUUCCGUACCUUCCGUACCAAUCAACCGUUACCGUUAUUGACUUUGGAAAUAUCACUAAGUCGGGUAGAAAAGCUUUUGAUAUACCGAAAUUAAAGAAGUGGUUAGAAGAUGAACGUGAAUAUCGUAAGAAAUACGGAUCAGUUGGAUUGGAGCCAUCAGAUGUAACUCUAAUAAUGAUGUACCUAGCUAGGACUUACCCACCAACGAAUAUGGAAUCGAGAAGACAAGAUUGCCUUCUGUUUCCACCAGUAAUCGACACAAUAUCACCACAUAUAAAAAAAGCUUUCCCGAUUCAAUCGAAGUACUUAAAUGAAAUGCUUACUCAUUUAAAUUGGAUGAAAACCCUUAAACCAAUGUAUCGGGAAAAUGGUAAAAGUAAAUGUCAGGGAAUUCAAAAAAUUAGAAAAGGUUGGAACCACCAGCACAGAUUGAUGAUUCGGGAGGGUUACUAUUGA
This is a messenger RNA of Funneliformis geosporum, 774 nucleotides long. The record is from the annotation of a GenBank genome assembly. NCBI's taxonomy places the organism in Eukaryota, Fungi, Glomeromycota, Glomeromycetes, Glomerales, Glomeraceae.